Molecule: messenger RNA, 311 nt
Organism: Prorocentrum cordatum
Lineage: Eukaryota; Dinophyceae; Prorocentrales; Prorocentraceae
Source: the annotation of a GenBank genome assembly
CAUCCUUCGACGUCGUCCUCAGCGGCAACGCCUCCUACUUCAACAGGGGCGGCUCCGUGAGCAUCGUGGGGGGCAGCUUCGGAGGCCUCCCGGUGGUGUGCUACGAGGACUACGGGAACCCGUCGGCGGGCAGCCUCACGUGCAGGCGGCUCGAGUCCGUGUCGUCGGCGGACGCGUCCGAGGGCGCCAGCGUCGUGGUUAUUGACGUCCCCCGACCGUCCACGUCCUUCGCGGAGCUCGACUCGACCGCCGGCGUGGUGUGCUACGCCCCCUUUGGCAGGAGAACGACGGGAGGCCCACCUGCAACGUGA